Messenger RNA from Symphalangus syndactylus (siamang), 3500 nucleotides. RefSeq names its product WD repeat domain 88 (gene WDR88). The record is from RefSeq and is a predicted model, not a curated record. Lineage: Eukaryota; Metazoa; Chordata; Mammalia; Primates; Hylobatidae. Gene Ontology annotation, molecular function: protein binding.
AGGGGGUGGUUGCUUCUCCUCCUGCUGUUUCUUGGGAGUGAAGCUCUUCCCUCUCUGGGUGGCUGGGUUGCUGUUGGUGCCUAGGAAGCCCCAUGGGAGGGCAGAGCCAGGGCCUGGCAGGGGGCCUCAGCCUCUCAGGGUAGAUGUCACUAAAGUGUCUGAGACAGGCAGGGAAACCAGGCGGGGGAAUGUGCACCCACAGCCUGGGUUACACGGCUGCAGCUCCCUGCUCUGAGGCCACCUCAUAUGUACCAAGGAGACCUUUUUGAAAAAUAAAGUGCAGACUAGGUGUGAUGGCUCAUGCCUGUAAUCCCAGAGCUUUGGGAGGCCGAGGCGGGAGGAUUGCUUGAGCCCAGGAAUUCCAGACCAGCCUGGGCCACAUAGAGACCCCUGUCUCCACAAAAAAUAAAGUACUGAGCAUUUGUAUUUUACAUUAUGAAAGUAGCAUCAUAGAUCACAACAAUUUUAAAAGCAGAAAGAAGGAAGAGGCCGGGUGCGGUGGCCCAUGCUUGUAAUCCCAGCACUUUGGGAGGCCGAGGCCAGCAGAUCACUUGAGGCCACGAGUUCAAGAACAGCCUGGCCAACGUGGCAAAACCUUGUCUCUACUAAAAAUACAAAAAAAUUAGCCAGGUCUGGUGAGCAUACACCUGUAAUCCCAGCUGUGUGGGAGGCUGAGGCACGAGAAUCCCUUGAAUCCCAGAGGUGGAGGUUGCAGCGGAUCACUUGAGGCCAGGAGUUUGAAAACAGCCUGGCCAACAUGGCAAAACCUUGUCUCUACUAAAAAUACAAAAAAAUUAGCCAGGUCUGGUGAGCAUACGCCUGUAAUCCCAGCUGUGUGGGAGGCUGACGCACGAGAAUCCCUUGAACCCCGGAGUGGAGGUUGCAGUGAGCUGAAAUUGUGCCACUACACUCCAGCCUGUGUGACCAGCUGAAAUUGCGCCACUGCACUCCAGCCUGUGUGACACAGAGACUCUUGAGUCCACCAAAAAAAAAAAAAAAGAAGAAAAUCACUUUUAGUUUUAUCAUCCAAAGAUGACACCCUUCAAUAUUUUGAAUAAUUCCACCCUGUCCUUUUCUAGCUAUGGGGCUGUUAUCUGACUGGUGGUAGCAUUUUAUUCCCUGUCCCUGUUGUUGGGGUUGUGACAGAUAUUUCCCUCAUGCUGUUAUAAAUGUUGUAAACCCACCCCUAAUAACUGCAUCUUAUUUCGUGCAGGGGCUACCGCAUAACUUACUGACCUUUUCUGUUUUGUCAUGAAGUGGGUUGGCCAGGAGCUGUACCCAGGCAGAGGACAUGAAGAAAUUGCCCUGUGACAGGAGCCAGGGAAACUACAGGGGAGGGCUCGAGGCUGGGGUGCUGGUUUUGCUGGCUUGGCCUGGUUCCCAGAAUGCAAAGCCCAUUUUUCUUUUUUUUUGCAACCUCCACCUUCUGGGUUCAAGCCAUUCUCCUGCCUCAGCCUCCCAUGUAGCUGGAACUACAGGCGCACGCCCCCAUGCCCGGCUAAUUUUUUUGUUUGUUUGUUUGUUUUUUUAGUAAAGAUGGGGUUUCACUAAACCUGUUGGCCAGGCUGGUCUCAAACUCCUGACCUCAGAUAAUCCGCCCGCCUCGGCCUCCCAAAGUGCCGGGAUUUACAGGCGUGAGCCACCGCACCCGACUGCAAAGCCCAUUUUUCUAUAGGUAACCUGUGGUGCGCGGGGUGGCACUAGUUUUCACCCAGCGGUCGAGGAGGCAGCGAAGUCGAGGUCCCAGCGUAGUGCGCGCCUCUGAAGCGCUUGGUGCGGGCUCGGGCGCGCGGCGCCACCGUUCCCAUCCAGGCUUGUGGGAGGCCACCGGCGGGCCGGGCUUCGAGAUGGCCUCCCCGCCGCGGUGCUCCCCGACAGCCCCGGACAGGGAAUGCAAGUUGCCGCCACCCUCGGCCCCCGCCAGCGAGUAUUGUCCCGGCAAGCUGUCCUGGGGGACCCUGGCGAGGGCCUUAGGCCGCUUCAAGCUGUCGAUCCCGCACACGCACCUGCUGGCCACCCUCGACCCCCUGGCCUUGGACAGGGAACCACCACCGCAGCUGUUGCCUGAGAAGCACCAGGUGCCGGAGAAAUUGAUCUGGGGCGACCAGGAGCCUCUCUCCAAGAUCCCAUUUAAAAUUCUGAGUGGGCACGAGCACGCUGUGAGCACCUGCCACUUCUGUGUGGAUGACACAAAGCUCCUCAGUGGCUCCUAUGACUGCACCGUGAAGCUGUGGGAUGCGGUGGAUGGUUCUGUGGUUCGCGAUUUUGAGCACAGGCCCAAAGCUCCUGUUGUAGAGUGCAGCAUCACGGCCGACAGCAGCAGAGUCAUUGCCGCAUCCUAUGAUAAGACAGUGAGGGCCUGGGACCUGGAGACAGGCAAGCUGCUGUGGAAGGUCAGGUAUGAUACCUUCAUCGUCUCCUGUAAGUUUUCUCCUGAUGGUAAAUACGUGGUCUCAGGCUUCGACGUGGAUCAUGGAAUCUGCAUAAUGGAUGCUGAGAACAUCACCACUGUUUCCAUCAUCAAAGAUCAUCACACAAGGUCCAUCACGUCAUGCUGCUUUGACCCCGACAGCCAGAGGGUGGCUUCUGUCUCACUGGACAGGUGCAUCAAAAUCUGGGAUGUUACAUCCCAGGCCACGCUGCUCACCAUCACUAAGGCACAUUCCAAUGCAAUCUCAAACUGCUGUUUUACCUUCAGUGGCCAUUUCCUGUGUACAAGCUCCUGGGAUAAAAACUUAAAAAUAUGGAACGUCCACACAGGGGAGUUUCGAAACCGUGGAGCCUGUGUGACUCUGAUGCAGGGCCACGAAGGUUCUGUCAGUUCCUGUCACUUUGCCAGAGACAGCUCUUUUCUCAUUUCUGGAGGGUUUGAUAGGACUGUGGCUGUUUGGGAUGUAGCAGAAGGCUACCGGAAACUCUCUUUGAAGGGCCAUAAUGACUGGGUGAUGGAUGUCGCCAUUAGCAACAACAAGAAAUGGAUCCUGUCUGCUUCCAAGGAUAGGACCAUGAGACUGUGGAAUAUUGAAGAAAUUGAUCAAAUUCCUUUGGUAAUCAAGUACAAAAAGGCCAUGGGCUUAAAGUUGAAACAGUGCGAAAGAUGUGACAGGCCUUUCUCCAUCUUCAAGAGUGACACUUCUUCUGAAAUGUUCACCCAAUGCGUGUUCUGCCGGAUAGAUACAAGGGGCUUGCCAGCAGAUACUUCAUCGUCAUCAUCAUCAUCGGAAAGGGAUAACUCGCCGCCGCCAAGGGGAAGCAAGGAUGACUGACAGCCACAGGCUCCUUUGAGUGACUCCAGCACAGGCUACCUAGCAUGUAGGUUUCGGGGCUCUGCGGGGGCUUUCUCUUGGGCCCCUCCCAGGCUCAGUAGGCCUGUCAGACUGGGGCAGGACCCAAGCCCUGGCUGGACUCUCAGCACAGUGCCACCUCCUCAGCUCUCAGCUUGGGGAGUGAACACUUUACUUUCCGUUUUCAUGCAGAAUAAAUCUAAUUCCUUUGGAAAA